GCCUCCUUGAUAGUAUAAAGUCCCCAACCAUCCCCCACCAUGCGACCGGACCAGAUAAACCGACUCUCACCAUGGCCUCGACCACAGCGCAUCCGUAUUACCCCCCGGGGAUCGAGAUUGCCGGCUAUGUUGCCAACACAUACGACGCGUGGACGCUCGUUGCGAUCUUCGCGGCUGGCUGCGCCGUGAUAUUCUCUAUCACCUCCUUAGCGGUGCUGAAAGCCCGGCCACAAACCCCCCGGGGCGAUCUAUACACCAUCCUCUGGUUUGUCCUCUGCGGCUUCAUCCACUUCAUCUUCGAAGGCUACUACACGCUCAAUUACACGCGCAUGGGCCGCCUAACCACCAUCUUCGGCCAACUCUGGAAAGAAUACUCCCUCUCGGACUCGCGCUACCUCUUCCCCGACGCCUUCGUCCUGAGCAUGGAAACCAUCACCGCGUUCUGCUGGGGCCCGCUCUCCUUCCUGCUUCCCUACCUGAUCACCACCGACCACCACCUCCGGUAUCCCCUCCAGGGCGUCGUCUCGCUGGGCCAACUCUACGGCGACGUGUUGUAUUAUGCGACGGCCGGGUUCGACGAGAGGGUGUUUGGGCGCAGUUAUUCCCGCCCCGAAGCGUCGUAUUUCUGGGGUUAUUUUGUCUUCUGUAAUGCGUUUUGGAUUGUUGUGCCGGCUUGGCUGCUUUGGGAGAGUAUUGUGGUUUCUGGGCGGGCGCAUGCGGCGUUGAAAGAGAAGGAGAACGAGAAGGAGAAGGGUAAGGGGAAGACGAAGAAGGUGGUUCGGAUUGCGACCGGAGGGAGGGAGAGGAAGAAGAAGGCGUGAGCUUGUAC
Molecule: messenger RNA, 829 nt
Organism: Aspergillus heteromorphus CBS 117.55
Lineage: Eukaryota; Fungi; Ascomycota; Eurotiomycetes; Eurotiales; Aspergillaceae
Product: EXPERA domain-containing protein
Exons: 3
Coding region: 72-821 (249 amino acids)
Biological process (GO): sterol biosynthetic process
Cellular component (GO): endoplasmic reticulum; membrane
Molecular function (GO): C-8 sterol isomerase activity; steroid Delta-isomerase activity; cholestenol delta-isomerase activity
Source: RefSeq, a predicted model, not a curated record